Messenger RNA from Pleuronectes platessa (European plaice), 2440 nucleotides. RefSeq names its product frizzled class receptor 2 (gene fzd2). Gene Ontology annotation, cellular component: plasma membrane. Lineage: Eukaryota; Metazoa; Chordata; Actinopteri; Pleuronectiformes; Pleuronectidae. The coding region runs from base 193 to 1824 and encodes 543 amino acids. The record is from RefSeq and is a predicted model, not a curated record. Gene Ontology annotation, molecular function: Wnt-protein binding; Wnt receptor activity. The transcript has a single exon. Gene Ontology annotation, biological process: canonical Wnt signaling pathway; non-canonical Wnt signaling pathway.
UGCUGAGGCAGAAAGAAAAAAGUCAGGAGAGGAGUUGAGAUCCGACACAAAGAGAGGAGCGUCCAGAUCUUCACCCGCAAAACUUUUUGUUAAACUUUUUGUUUUGUUGAGCUACUCUCGCUGAGCAUCGCCUCGCGCAGCCGAUGCUACACAACUUUACAGAAAUCUGGAUAAAGUCUUAAAGUUGACAGGAUGGCUUUUUGCUGGUGUGUCGCGCUCCUGCUGCCUCUGCUGAUAUCGGCGCAGAAUCACGGGGACAACGGAAUAGUCCUCCCGGAUCAUGGAUUCUGUCAACCGAUCACCAUUCCCCUGUGCACGGACAUAGCCUACAACCAAACCAUCAUGCCCAACUUAGUGGGCCACUACAACCAGGAGGACGCAGGACUGGAGGUGCACCAGUUUUACCCUCUUGUAAAGGUACAGUGCUCGCCGGAGUUGAAGUUCUUCCUGUGCUCCAUGUACGCGCCCGUGUGCACCGUCCUGGAGAAAGCCAUCCCUCCCUGCAGGUCCAUCUGCGAGAGAGCCAAGCAGGGCUGCGAGGCGCUCAUGAACAAGUUCGGCUUCCAGUGGCCGGACCGGCUGCGCUGCGAGAACUUCCCCGUGCUGGGGGACGGACAGAUCUGUGUGGGCCAGAACGACUCCACCGCCGCCACCGUCCCACCCGUCGUGGUCGUGCCGAGGACCCAGGACAUCUCGGUGGUCUCCACACAGGAAGGGUCCUUCAGGUGCCCUUCCAUCCUCAGAGUGCCCCCCUAUCUGAACUAUAGGUUUUUAGAUGUGGAUAACUGCGCAGCGCCCUGUGAGCCAUCCAGGAGCAGUGGUCACAUGUUUUUCACGGACCAAGAGAUUCAUUUCGCCCGCAUAUGGAUCCUGAUCUGGUCUGUCAUUUGUUGUGCAUCUACUUUAUUCACCGUAACCACCUAUUUAGUUGACAUGCAGCGCUUCAGAUACCCUGAGCGGCCUAUCAUCUUCCUGUCUGGCUGCUACACCAUGGUCUCCAUAGCCUACAUAGCUGGCUACUUCCUGGGGGACAAGGUGGUGUGCAAUGAGAGAUUCAGCCCUGAGAGCUAUAAGACCAUUGUCCAAGGCACCAAAAAGGAAGGCUGCACCAUCCUCUUCAUGAUGCUCUAUUUCUUCAGCAUGGCCAGCUCCAUCUGGUGGGUCAUCCUAUCCCUCACCUGGUUCCUGGCAGCAGGUAUGAAGUGGGGCCACGAGGCUAUCGAGGCUAACUCCCAGUAUUUUCACCUGGCAGCCUGGGCGGUGCCGGCCAUCAAGACCAUCAGCAUCCUGGCCAUCGGGCAGAUCGAAGGCGAUAUGCUCAGCGGCGUCUGCUUCGUCAGUCUCAGCAACCUGGACCCCAUGCGGGGCUUCGUGUUGGCCCCGCUCUUCAUCUACCUCUUCAUCGGGACCUCGUUCCUGCUGGCCGGCUUCGUGUCGCUUUUCAGGAUCCGCACCAUCAUGAAACACGACGGCACCAAGACGGAGAAGCUGGAGCGGCUGAUGGUGCGUAUCGGGGUGUUCAGCGUGCUCUACACCGUCCCCGCCACCAUCGUCAUCGCCUGCUUCUUCUACGAGCAGGCCUUCCGCCCCCACUGGGAGCGCAGCUGGGUCAGCCACAACUGCAGGGGCCUGGCCAUCCAGUGCCCAGUGCAGACCGGGCCCCGCAUGACCCCGGACUUCACCGUCUACAUGAUCAAGUACCUGAUGACGCUGAUUGUAGGGAUCACCUCCGGGUUCUGGAUCUGGUCUGGAAAGACUCUGCAGUCCUGGCACAGGUUCUACACAAGGCUGACAAAUGGCAACCAGGGAGAGACCACUGUGUAGAAUAUCUGUAUGUUCCCUGGGACUCACUUGUGUAUUAUUUACCUGUUUUCUUUUGUGAUAGGUAAGUAGCACAAUGAGUCGCCUCUAGCUCCUCCAGCAUUUGUAUUCUCCUCAGUCUAGUAGCCACACUUGCAUGCCAAACUGAGGGGUUAUGGUUUGACAAAAGGACAAGCUGGAUAAACAAUGCCUGAACCUAAUUGUCUGAACAAAUAACAAGCAUCGCUAUGGAUGCCAUGUGCUGAAGUGCUCACCUCCCCCCUCUGGCCCUUUUUUUCUCCAAGCCUCCAUAAAGUCGAGGGGAGUGAUGAUCCACCAGCCGAGAAUUCAGAGAGGAGGGAAAAUGAGCUGUGGAGGAAUGACUGUUUAUUAUCUCCGCCGAAAACAUUUCACGUGUAAUUAAAACCGAGACUGUAAAUAGUAUUUGUAAAAACAUGAAAUUAUAUAUUUGUAUUUAAAGAAAGUACAUACUUCUUUUUUUGCUGUCCUUAUUUGCCAGUGUACCUGCAUUACUUUUGCACUGUAAGAAUAUAUGCCACAUGCCAAAGAACAUACUUUUUUUUUAUUAUUCACUGGUUAUACAUUUUUCUAAUGGAUUAAAAGAAUGUCAAAAUGUUCA